This is a messenger RNA of Hippocampus zosterae (dwarf seahorse), 2125 nucleotides long. It is a transcript of the gene dnajc27, whose product is annotated as DnaJ (Hsp40) homolog, subfamily C, member 27. Gene Ontology annotation, molecular function: GTPase activity; GTP binding. The record is from RefSeq and is a predicted model, not a curated record. The transcript has 7 exons. Bases 498 to 1319 code for a protein of 273 amino acids. NCBI's taxonomy places the organism in Eukaryota, Metazoa, Chordata, Actinopteri, Syngnathiformes, Syngnathidae.
GCUGCUGAUUUGGCGGCGUACAGAUUUGGAUUUAGGCUAUGGCGCUAGCAAGUCCCCUCGCUCUGUUUAUACCGCCCUUGCUGACAGAUUGCCAAAUCAUGUCACUCAUGUCCAAUUUAAUCGUGAUUACAUAUUAUCAAUAAUAACACAACGGUAGUUGUAUCGUAGAUCCAGUCGCGCGUUCAUGGAUCGUGCUAGCGUUCUCCGUUAGCCGCAAGGGUGUAUAGUUACGUAGUCUUCAUUCCUUCCAUUCUAAAGUUUUAAGUUUUCCGUCCAUUUUCAAUAGCGCUUAUCCCGAACACGGUAGCGGAGGGCGUGCUCGAGCCGAUCCCAGCCAUCUUCGGGCGAAAAGCGCACUACGCCCUUAACUGGUCGCCAGUCAGUCCCAGGACACAACAUAUAGAUACAAACAACAUCCACACCGUGGCAAGAGUCCGGCGAGUAGACCGCAAGACCGUCAGCCACCUCUUUUAGUUUUUAAGGAUUAAAAAAUAAAAAUGGAAACAAACGUGCCGAAGAGACGAGACAACAAGAAGCCGCUCCGCGUCAAAGUCAUAAGCCUCGGCAACGCUGAAGUCGGGAAGAGUUGCAUCAUCAAACGCUAUUGUGAGAAGAGGUUUGUUCCCAAAUAUUUGGCUACGAUUGGAAUUGACUACGGGGUCACCAAGGUGCAGGUUCGCGACAGAGAAAUCAAAGUCAAUAUCUUCGACAUGGCUGGGCAUCCAUUCUUCUACGAGGUGCGCAAUGAGUUCUACAAGGACAGUCAAGGUGUGCUGCUGGUGUACGACGUCGGUCUCCGGGACAGUUUUGACGCCCUGGAUAGCUGGCUGGGCGAAAUGAAACAGGAAAUGGGCUCGCAGGCUAACAUGGACAGCAUCGUCUUCAUAGUCUGCGCCAACAAGGUGGAUCUGUUGAAACGGCGAGUGGUGGACGAGGGGGAGGGCCGUCUGUGGGCCGAGUCUCGAGGGUUUCAUUACUUUGAGACGUCGGCGCAAAGCGGAGAGGGGAUCAAUGAGAUGUUCCAGGCCUUUUUCUCCUCCAUCACCGACAUGUGUGAAAACGGCGGCAAGCGCCCCGUUUCUGAGGUCAGCGUCGGCUUCACCAAAGAGCAAGCGGACACGAUCCGACGCAUCAGAAACAGCAAGGACUCCUGGGAUAUGCUGGGGGUCAAACCCGGCGCCACGCGGGAGGAGGUCAACAAGGCAUACAGGAAACUGGCGGUCCUGCUGCACCCAGACAAAUGUGUGGCCCCCGGGAGUGAAGACGCAUUCAAGGCGGUGGUGAACGCGCGCACCUCACUGUUGAAGAACAUCAAAUAACGGCAACUGGCGUCAAACGUCUCGCGGCUCUUCUCUCGGGCACUUUGCGAUGCACUUGUGUGUGUGUGUGUGUGCAAGAGCUUAUAAUUUUCACAUGAAAUCAUCUCACUAUAUUAUGUAGGAUUGAUAAUGGGGAGGAAGACAAUUUUUAAAAAUGUAUUUAUUAUUAUUUUUUUAAUGUUUGUCACUUCUAUUUGCCAUAUACAGUAUAUAUACACACAUAAACCAAAAGUUGUGAAAAUAUCACGGUUAAGGGUCAAGUAUGAGCCUUAAUGGAGACUUCUUCUUACUUUUUCUUUUCUGAUUGAUAUAAAAAUGAUUUAGUAGAUAUAAACACAUAACGGGGUAGGACUAGAUCAGUUUUUUUGACUUCAUCCUACUCCCUUGAACAUAAUAACUGUGUUGAAUGAAGACUGAUUUCUUUCUUUUUACUUUUUUAUCGACCUUAUUUUCCGUCAAAUUAUUACUGUAUAUGUUUUAUGUUCAAUAAACAAACAAAACAAACAAUAAAUUUCCCCAGUGUCAGGACAAAUAAAGGAUAUCUUAUCUUAUACACACACACACACACACAGAGUAAAGAAACUUAAAGUAUUGAUUUAAAAAAAAAAGUCAUUUAUGAAAUAAUGAUAUAUCUUUUAGUCGUGCUGCAAAAAAAAAGGAUGAGAAGUCAGCAAAUGGUUCCUUCCGUCCAAAAUUGUUUGCGUCGCUGUGAGCAAUGCAUGACCGUGAAGUUGCGUCAUGUGAAUCUCAUUCCAUGUACAAAUGUGUUUUAUAUUUGCAUCAAAAGAAUAAAAGCUUUGACGGUC